CAUGUUGUUAUUAUGGUUCAGAUCCAUGAGAUGGAGUACCAAGGCGCCAACUUGACUGUCUACAGCACCUUUAACGUUGACUCUUCAGUGGGCCGCAAACUACAGUUUCGUCUCGACAUGGACUCGACAAAUCAUAUCACAUCCAAUCCCUAUCUUGUGAGCCCUAAUGGCACUCGUAUCACCACUGCAGUGCUGGACAGCAUCAUAAAUAUGUGGACCAUUGACGUGGCGCUUGCACAGACAGGGAGGUGGAAAUGGAGUGUCGGUUUGUCUGGGAAUGUCAACAACCACGUUCGUGUAAGCGUGACAGCACAAGCCAGGGAGCCUACCAGUAUGCCGAUCUACUCCCGGGCCUGGAUGAGCGCCGGGGCAGGCGACGUGGACGCCUCCGCCAAUCCCAUCAUUAUCUACGCUGAGGUGAAGCAAGGAAAUAACCCCGUCGUCGGCGCCCGUGUUAGGGCAUAUGUGAGUCAACCAGACACAACAGCCCGAGCCACUGAGUUAGAGCUGCUGGAUAAUGGACAAGCAGCAGACAACCAGGCAGGAGAUGGUGUCUACUCCCGCUAUCUCACUGUCUACUCUACCACAGGGAGAUACGCCGUCAAGGCUCAGGUGUGAGGCUUGCAGCUAUGUGUGCUCUU
Messenger RNA from Homarus americanus (American lobster), 641 nucleotides. RefSeq names its product calcium-activated chloride channel regulator 4A-like. The transcript is spliced from 4 exons. The record is from RefSeq and is a predicted model, not a curated record. The coding region runs from base 13 to 618 and encodes 201 amino acids. Lineage: Eukaryota; Metazoa; Arthropoda; Malacostraca; Decapoda; Nephropidae.